Molecule: messenger RNA, 3068 nt
Organism: Cyprinus carpio (common carp)
Lineage: Eukaryota; Metazoa; Chordata; Actinopteri; Cypriniformes; Cyprinidae
Gene: adra1ba
Product: adrenoceptor alpha 1Ba
Biological process (GO): cell-cell signaling; phospholipase C-activating G protein-coupled receptor signaling pathway; positive regulation of cytosolic calcium ion concentration
Cellular component (GO): membrane
Molecular function (GO): alpha1-adrenergic receptor activity
Source: RefSeq, a predicted model, not a curated record
CAGUGCGCUGGAUCAGACGGGAACACCGGGACAGACACUGCGGAGAACUCGGCCAACCAAGUUCCUGGACCUUAUGCAACGUUUACAAUUGUGGACUUUUCCUAUUUCGCACUUUUAUUUAUUUUUUCGCUUUGGCAUAUAGAAAUAGUAACAAUUUGCGCAUUUGUAGGUGAAUACUGCUCUUACUUUGGUAUGGAGGUAUUGCAGACGCAAGAUGAGUUCUGAUACAGUUCAUGCCGUGAACUUCUUGAGUAAUGCUUCCUCCGAACUGUCCGACGCCUCCAAUUCGAGCUCCGCGGGCAACGGGACCGAACCGAGCUCGUUCAGCCUCAGCCGUGCGAUUCCACUGGGCAUGGUUCUGGGCGCUUUUAUUGUGUUUGCUAUCGUGGGCAACAUUCUCGUUAUUCUCUCCGUAGUGUGCAACAGGCACCUGCGCAUCCCAACUAACUACUUCAUCAUCAAUUUAGCCAUUGCAGACCUGUUGCUGAGCACAACUGUCCUGCCGGUGUCCGCCACGCGUGAAAUUCUCAACUACUGGGUGUUCGGGAGGAUUUUCUGUGACAUCUGGGCUGCGGUGGAUGUGCUGUGCUGCACCGCGUCCAUCAUGAGUCUGUGCGUGAUCUCCAUUGACCGCUACAUCGGGGUGCGUUACCCGCUGCAGUACCCGAGCAUUGUGACCGAGAAAAGGGCGCUCUUGGCCAUGCUGGGUGUUUGGAUUCUUGCCUUUGUCAUUUCCAUAGGACCUCUGCUCGGGUGGAAAGAGCCUCCUUCGGAGGAUGAGACUGUGUGCCUCAUCACGGAGGAGCCGUUUUACGCGCUCUUCUCCUCGCUGGGCUCCUUCUAUAUCCCUUUAGCGGUGAUUCUGGCCAUGUAUUGCCGCGUGUAUAUAGUUGCCAAAAGAACCACGAAAAACCUCGAGGCUGGAGUGAUGAAGGAGCGCAUGGACUCCAAUGAGCUGACGCUUCGGAUUCAUUAUAAAGGCUCUCAGACGCAGGAUGACUGCAGCAAAGGCCACAUGAGGAGCUCGCUGACAGUCAAAUUGCUCAAGUUUUCUAGAGAAAAGAAAGCUGCUAAAACGCUUGGUGUUGUUGUGGGCAUGUUUAUCCUGUGCUGGUUACCAUUUUUCCUCGCACUACCCAUCGGGUCGUUUAACACCAGUUUACGUCCUCCUGAAACAUUCUUCAAAGUGAUCUUCUGGCUGGGUUACUUCAACAGCUGCCUGAACCCCAUUAUUUACCCCUGUUACAGCCGUGAGUUCAAGCAGGCCUUCAUUCGGAUCUUACGGUGCCAGUGUCAGCAGAGGAAACAACAGGGCUGGAGGGCGUACAACUACCGCGUCCAGACAGCCUCGGCCAACCAGGUCUACACAGACACUAGCUCCAUUUGCAUGAACAGCAGUCAGCAGACCCUGGCCCCAGUGCAACCCAGCCCAACGUUAUUCAGCAGAGUUGUGGACUCUGGGUCGGUAUUGGGUCUUGUUUGACAUCAGGGCUUGUUCCAGUGUGGUUCCUCUUCCUCUCUAUCUGGGAGCCCUUUUCCUGGUAUGAUGAGAUCCAGUUCUAGGGCGAUGAGUCCCUGCAAAUCUAACAGGAUGGCCUUGCUUUUCUCCAGUGGGCCCCAACAUACCGAUGGACAGAACGGGAAGCUAGAGGCAGAGCAUGGGCAGAUAUCUAGACACACACCUGAGACUACAAUCUAGCUUGGUGUCAAUAGACUUUCAUGCUCGUGAUUUUUUCUGUCUUUCAGUUCUUUCUGGAUGGAUCUGAUUCAUUAUUAUAGGCGUGAAAUACAUUGGGCGUCUUGUCAUGCAUGUCAGCAUUGUUUCAUUUGAGAGUUGCAGUUGCUAUGUAAGAGAUAAUGUACAGUCAGCCGGUAAUGAUCACAAAAUAAAACCCGACCAGGUGAUAAGGAUGCAGAAACGAAUAAGUAAAUAAAUAAAUGGACAUGAAAUAUUGAUUUGAGUUUAUAUUAUUUUAUCUGCAUAUUGUCUUAAAGCUUCAGCUAAGAAAAAAAAUAGUCCAUUGCAAUAUAUAUAGUAUAUAGUAAUAUUAGUAACAUUAAAGUUCUCUGAGUUCUCUGAGUCUAAGAUGCAUGAUGGAGGCAGUUGCGUAUUUGUAAAACGAGAGAGAACGAGUCUGGGACAUGAAAAUAGUGCCAGUUUCAUGUUAAGAAGUUUGACUGCGUUGUCAUGCAUGACGGUGAAUAAGUGCAACUGUUCCCACCGACCAUUUUCUAUCUGCCUUGGUUCUGGAAGUAUUUUAUUUCUAUUUUCCCAUAGAGAUUUUUUUUAAAUUAUAAUCACUAAACCAAACAAACCAGCGAUUCAAUUUAAAACAAAAAUCUGUUUGAAAAUUGUACAAGAAAAAACAGUCUCAUGAAGUAUUGGGAAUGGCAUAAAUUAAAAACCAUGGAGAUUAUUAUUUAAAAAUGUUGAUUAUGAAUAAACAAACAAUAUGUUAUGUUUAUUACAUUGCAUAUUGUUUGAGAGACUGAAUUUACAGUGCUUCAUGGGAGUGGGUGGGAGUUAAGAGUUAUUUUGAUAUGAUUUGUUUGUCGCAGUUUUUGAUUGGUGGAAAUUUCUUUGCAAAAUCAUGUGUAAUGUAGUUUUUCCAUCAGGAAUUUUAAUGUAAGACAUGAUUAUUUAAAAAAUAAGUUGAAAUCAUGUGGGCUGAUGGCUUCUGCAUAAGCGUAUUCCAUCGAUUGACAACCUCAUAGUUCACAGUAGGAUUGUCUUUAAAGGUUUAAAAGUUAGAGUUAAAAAUCGAUUCCCCUAUGGAGAAAAUGAAAUGGGAUUUUUACAUCUGGAACCCAACUGUUGCACUCUAAUACUAUAUAGCAGUGUUUAAUAGAUUUAACUAGUUUACUUUUCUUAAUUUAAUGAAUAUAAAAAAUAACUUUGCCAGAUUUAACUUGUUAAUUAUUGCGGAAAUGCAUCAUCACAGUCUGUGAAAAAUCUCUGUGCAUUAGAGAGACAGAAGGGUUGGAAAUCUGAAAAACCAAAAUCACUACUUUUUCACAUUUUAACAUCAGUAUCAGUAUUAUUGUGUACAUGUGUUUGUUUUGAAGAU